UUCUGAUCGUUUUGACGAUUUUCAGUGAUUUGGAAACAGUGAAAUUGACUGCAUUUUGCUAGCAGAUGGAUUGUGCAAGGAACAAGAUUUAGCCUUUUUUUCUUGUGUCUUGCGCGGAGCAGCAGUGACAGGGGAAAAGGUUUACAUCGACAUACGGAAGUGAGAAUGGCUGAAAAUUGUGAUGGAGAACUGAUGAAAACAGAGUCCAGCUCAUUCUGGAAAAUUAGCUGGAUAGUGGUCUCCUGUUGGUGCAGUAGGGUUUUGUUGAGACAUCAACAACAGUGGAAGCAAGUGAAACUGAUCACUCAGUGACAUAUUGGAGUGAGUGAUUGAGUACGGGAAAAUAAGUUGAAUAGCAACUCGUGAAAGUGUGUCAGUAGGGAAAGAAAAAAAACAGCAGUGUCUCUCUGUGAUAGAGAUUUUAUGGAGAAGUGCUUAUUGCAGAGCGAUGGCGUUCAUAGUGUGAGUAGUGCCAGAAGGUCACCAAUAUCCAAUCAGUAGAAACCCGGUAGGACGAUACAACACCGUUCGUAGCGAAGCCCCUCAAGCGAGAAGUGGGGUGAGGCAGUUCGGGCAGGUGAGAGAAGGGUAGCACUGCAGUUGUCGCCACUGAGUGGCCAACGCAACGUCAUCAUGAGCACGGAACAUUCAGUGGUCGAUUUGGUCAACGAGACUUCCAGUCCAAAAACGAACAUCGUAAUUCAUGUGACGGAAUCACCACCGGCGGCGCUGGCCAUCGAUCCACUGAUCAGUCACGUUGGAGAUGGUAUCUUUCUGCAGACCAAGACCGCCCAGGGGCUGGCGGGAAUAUUCGUGUGGAUCGCGCUGUUCAUCGCGUGUCAACAGAUCUACCAGCACUUGCGAUGGUACACAAACCCCCAGGAGCAACGAUGGAUCGUUCGGAUAUUGUUUAUCGUGCCCAUUUACGCGACCUACUCGUGGAUUAGUUUAUUAUUUUUCAACUCCGAAAGUGUCUACGUAUACUUCUUCACCGUGCGAGAUUGCUACGAAGCGUUCGUAAUCUACAAUUUCCUGUCGCUCUGCUAUGAGUAUCUCGGCGGUGAGGGCAACAUCAUGUCGGAGAUCCGCGGCAAACCCAUCAAGUCGUCCUGUCUCUACGGGACGUGCUGUCUUACCGGAAAAACGUACACCAUCGGUUUUCUGCGGUUCUGCAAACAGGCGACACUUCAGUUCUGCCUGGUGAAGCCACUGAUGGCGUUCAUCAUUAUCUUCUUGCAGGCCUUUGGACACUUUCACGAUGGCGAUUGGAGCGCUGAUGGUGGCUAUAUCUACAUCACCGUCAUCUACAACAUCUCGGUCUCGCUGGCGCUGUACGGGCUGUAUUUGUUCUACUUUGCCACUCGGGACCUGCUGACGCCAUUCGACCCGGUGCUCAAGUUCUGCACCGUGAAGUCUGUGAUUUUCCUUUCCUUCUGGCAAGGUGUUGGUUUGGCCAUCCUGGAGAAGGCUGAAGUAAUCUCACCCAUCGUGGAUGCCGGCGGUUCUACCACAUCAGCUGGUACCGUAUCAGCGGGCUAUCAGAACUUCCUCAUCUGCAUCGAAAUGCUGUUUGCUGCGAUUGCCCUGCGGUAUGCUUUCCCCUAUCAGGUGUAUGCCCAGAGCUGUAUGACUGACGCUCAUGGUCGAUCCGUGACGAUGCAAUCAAUUUCCAGCAGUUUGAAGGAAACAAUGAAUCCGAAAGACAUCAUGACCGAUGCGAUACACAACUUCCACCCGCAGUACCAGCAGUACACGCAAUACAGCUCAGGGGGUAAGAACUCACGUGGCAUUCGGGUCUCAUCGUACGAUCCGGACGAUCCGAGCCAUCAGCUAACGCAGGGAGGCACCGGCGGAAACAACAUGGGUACAAUGAGUGGUAGCCAGAAUGGUGGCGGUGGCGGGAACGGGCGAGGAAGCGCCGGUUACACCAACAGCUACAACAACUACAUCGCACCGCCCACGCUAGGCAGCCAACGGAAGUUUAUGCCGGGUGGUGGCACCGGCCAGAAAGUGGCCACGAUCAGCCAAAAUUACAAUGAGAAGACGAUGCUGCUUAGUAGCGAUGAUGAGUAUCAAUAAGGUGGCGCCAUUGGCGCUCUUUUUCGGACGAUUUUUAUUGAUGCCCCAGUGUUAGGUUUUGAUUUUGUAUGGUCAUUGCUAGAUCCCCCAAUUUUGCAAUGCGCCUAGGCGCAAACGUUGUAACUUUUGCGAAGUGUAAUUAAUAUGAGGCUUUCACUCCCCAGAAAGCAAUGCCUUUUUGUUGGAUUCAAUGUUUAAAUGAUAAUAAGGACAAUGAAGAGGCAGAGUAGUUAUUUAUAUUACAAAAAACUAGUAUUGAAGCGUAUAUAUAUAAAUGGCAGAACAACACUGAUAAGUGCUGUGUAUUUUUGUUAUGAAAAGAAAAUGCACUCAGAAAAUUUUAAUAACAUGUGCAGCAUAAAACUCAUUUACAAUAUAUACAGAAACAAAUAAUAAAUGUGAAUAGACAGGUACAGCCCGGAGACUAAAUAAACUUAUCAAUGUCUCACGAGAAAAACAAUACAGCAGAAUAUAGUGAAUUGCAAGAGUACAAUAUUCCUGCCAUUUGAACAACAUAAUGUCGUUCCGUUUUAUUUUCUGUUUUUUUUCUGAAUAUUUUUUUUGUUACCGAACACGAGCAUUAAAGUACCUAAUCGAAAUUAAUACCGUUCGCAGAAGAAAACCUUCACUAAAACAGCUCUUCUGUAAAGAAGAGUAGAUAAAACAAACAAAAAACAAAUCGAGUGUCUAAAUAAUACCAUUCCUUUUCUGAAUGUGAUCGUAAAUUUCAGAAUCAAUUAGAAUUGCGAAAAUGAAAAAGAAAAAAAAGCUUUAUCGAGUGUAGAUGCCAAACAAAACUAGGUACGCCUUUUCUCUUUGUAAUAUACAAUUACCGUUUCUUUGAUGUAACAUACAUACGAAAUACAUACAAUAUUUAGCAGUGCCAUAUUCUGGAUGAGGUAUACAAUUUAGGGUACAACACUGGCAGAAAAAACAUAAUACGACAAGAAGUUGUUUCUUAACGAAGCGCAGGAAAAGCUUUCGCCGGCUAAACUGAUUUAGCGUAUGUUAGGAAGCCAAAUGGGCAAAUAUAUGUAUUAAUAAAAUGUACUUUGAAUAAUGCUACUACACAAGACAUGAAAACAUAAAUCGCGACAUGUUACUGUUGCCACUGGUCGACCGGAGACGGUAGACUCGAACACACAAAGCGAGGGGAGACGGAGAUUUGGUAACAUUUCUAAAAUAGCAUAUGUAAAAAUAUAAAAGCGAAUAUUUUA
Messenger RNA from Toxorhynchites rutilus septentrionalis, 3296 nucleotides. It is a transcript of the gene Tmep, whose product is annotated as transmembrane protein 184B. The transcript is spliced from 9 exons. Gene Ontology annotation, biological process: transport. The coding region runs from base 634 to 2079 and encodes 481 amino acids. Gene Ontology annotation, molecular function: transporter activity. The record is from RefSeq and is a predicted model, not a curated record. NCBI's taxonomy places the organism in Eukaryota, Metazoa, Arthropoda, Insecta, Diptera, Culicidae.